Rhizophagus irregularis DAOM 181602=DAOM 197198 is the source of this 234-nucleotide messenger RNA. The record is from RefSeq and is a predicted model, not a curated record. NCBI's taxonomy places the organism in Eukaryota, Fungi, Glomeromycota, Glomeromycetes, Glomerales, Glomeraceae.
AUAAUUUAUAUAUUAGUAUUGAUUCUGUAUCUCCAAACUCUCUUUAUGAAAUGAUACAAAUUUGUAGAGAUUUGAAUGGAUUAAUGAUUUAUAAUUGUUCUCAAAAUCUUCCCGGUUUAAUUUCGUUAAUUGACGCGCAGAAAAAUUUAAAAAGAUUAUCACUUUUUAAAUACAUUAAGAAGGAAUAUUGUAAAGAAUUAAGCAAUGCAAUAAAAAGGAAGUAUAAUACAUUAA